AUGUCCAAAAUCUACAGAGUCACCCUCUUCAAGCUUCCCAAAGAAGAAGACAUUAAUGGCGUCCUCCCCAAAUAUGCAGCCCUAAAAGACGAAGCUAAGAAGGACGGCAAACCCUACAUCCUCUCCGCCAGCGCCUCCCGCAUACACCAAGACCCACGCAACCAAGGCUUCACAGUCUGCGCGACCACAAGCUUUGCGUCACUCGAUGAUAUGCGGUAUUAUGACAACGAGGACGAGGCACAUGGCGCGAUCAAGACGUAUCUGAAGCAGAGGGUUGAGGGGCCGCCAUUGAUGGUUUAUAUGGACAAGGAGUAG
This is a messenger RNA of Coniosporium apollinis CBS 100218, 315 nucleotides long. RefSeq lists its product as uncharacterized. The transcript has 2 exons. The record is from RefSeq and is a predicted model, not a curated record. Bases 1 to 315 code for a protein of 104 amino acids. NCBI's taxonomy places the organism in Eukaryota, Fungi, Ascomycota, Dothideomycetes.